UCCAUCAGAAAAAGAGUAGCAGGGAAGAGUAACAGGAAUUCUUCCUGGGCACCAACAUCCAGAAGCAGCGUAUUCCAUCCUGGAAACGGCUGUGUUUCUAAUGUCCGGCCACUGCGCGUUGAAAGGAAGGAUAUGCAGGCCUGAGAAGCUGCGGCCCUCAAAAGGCGCUCUAAAGCUAAGGGGCUUUGGCUGAGUUUGUGGAGCGUCUGAAGUGUGGAAGGGUAGAAAGCGACAGUUGUAGGAGGAAGCAGGUGCUGAGCAGCCCAUCGGUGAGGAAAAGGUCCAGGUAUGUAUUGUCAGAGGAGCUGUGUAGCCCCCAAAAGCGGCCUACAGCCAAAAACCUCUCCUGUCAUCCAUGAGUUUGCAAAUAUUGUUUGCACUGGAGAUAGAGACUUCUUCCCCUCCCAGGAGACCAGUGGCCAUGUUGGGGCUCCCUGACAGUUCAGAAUGGGGUGCUGCUUUAACCAGACCAUUAUAGACACUGUAGCCAACCAUACCAUUUCUGGGGAAUAAAGUCAACAUAGCCUCCACGCUGCCUCAGUGCUGAGGCCUAACAGUGAACCUUUGGGCCAAAUGCACAAUAUUAUGCCCUCUCAGUCACAGUGAGAGGGGGCUUCUCCAGAACUGCCUGGUGUAAAUACGUGCCCCUCCUCUAGUCACCUGGAAGGGUAGGCCUGCAUAAACAUUAGCUAAUUUUGCUAAUACCCCUAUUGGUUAAGCACUACCCCCAAGCUGACAAGCCACACCAAUUUCUGAGGUUGGGGUCAUGACAUCCAGCACUUCCCAUGGGAUUCUUCUGUAAAUCAGAGUGCGGCAUCACAAAGCUCCUGGAGAAGAGGUAGUGCCUCCUUGAUUUCCAAAGAUUAGCUGACCUAGGGAUCCCAUCCACAUUUCCUCAUUUGUAAAGAAAAAUAAUGUGACAUGAGGUCUUGCAGGAGGGGAUUGAACUGUGGUCUCAUAAAGGUAAGAAGGCAUCUUCCACAGAGGGCAACUUGAUUUUUUCUUUUUAAAUUAAGCAACAUUGAAGUGACAAACCAGUUCCCUUACUUUUAUGUUGAAGCUGCUGAAGCAAUUCAUUUCCUGUUAUCACAGGGGAAAGAAUCAGCAUGAUUUCGUCUUAAGAAACUGACAAGAGCGGAAGAGAGAACCCAGUUUGAAACCGCACCGCCAGAGUGCUAUGUGGGAGGCAAACAGCACCAUAACCACCUAAGAGAUUCUUCUUACAGCGUUUUGAGAGAAAUCAAAAACAACAGUUGAGAAUCAUGAAAGUCAGAUUGUUCCUUGGUGUUCUGCUAUUACUAGACCUUUUAAGUUCCUGUUAUUUUUAUAAGUCAAAUACUUUGCCUGAUAUAGAAGACACACAGUUUAUUAAGGAGUGCGUGAAUGCUCAUAACAACUUUCGGUCCAAGGUGAAUCCACCAGCCAGAAACAUGCUUCACAUGUCCUGGGACUCUGCUUUAGCUAAGAGUGCCAAAGCAUGGGCAAAGCGAUGCCACUUUGAUCAUAAUGUCUAUCUUAAAGUACCAGGAAAAGUGCACCCUAACUUUACUCCAGUUGGAGAAAACAUCUGGACUGGCUCGCUCUCUCUCUUCUCUGUGAGUGCAGCCAUCCGCAACUGGUAUAAUGAAGUCACAGACUACAAUUUUGAGACCCGCUAUUGUACAAGAAUGUGUGGCCAUUACACCCAGGUUGUUUGGGCCACAAGUUACAAAGUUGGCUGUGCAGUUCAGUUCUGUCCUAGCGUUACAGGUUUCAAAGGACUCACCAAUGGAGCACAUUUUGUUUGCAACUAUGCACCAGCUGGGAAUUAUCCGACACAGCCUUAUAAAACAGGAGCAGCAUGUAGUGACUGCAAUGGUGAAAAGUGUGUGGACAAGCUCUGUGAAAAUCCAGAACGUGAGACAUUGAAAAGUUACUCCAGUUGGUAUCCAGACUGGGACAUACCUCCACGCCCCAACCCCUCCGGUGCUCCACGCCCCAACCCUCCACGCUCCUCGUGUGACCAAUACUGUAUUACUGUUUUAGUAGUAAGGCUACUGUUUGUGUUACUGAUUAUUGGUGCUGUCUUACUAGUACAAUGGCAGUAUCCCCAGAUAUUUAUAUAUGAGUAAUCUCCAUUUGCCUCCUAUUGUCAGUGUACAUAAGCAUUAGUACCAGCCAGUUUUCCUGGGCUGCUCAUGGUUGUUUGGGGCAAGGAAGAGGAGGAAGUGUGCAUGUUAACUAUUCAAUCAAAGCCAGAGAUUUUGUACCUCUCUGCACCCCAGGUGUACCUCUUCGUUGUCCAUUCUUUUCCCUAAGAAACACCUUAGAACUUAAGGCCAGAAGGUGACAGCUUUAGACAUUUCACUAUAACUGCCUUCUCCUAACUGUCACCAUUGUCAAGUAAUGAUGUCCCUUAAACACAUCAUGAGAAGCACCCCAGUUCACAGCUCCAGGCCAAUGUGGGCUGCGGGAAGUGGCGCGGGCCAAGGGACAUACUUCCAGCAGCCCCUAUUGGCCAGGAGCAGUGAACCACGGCCAGUUGGAGCCGCGAUCGGCCGAACCUGCGGACGGGGCAGGUAAACAAACUGGCCUAGCCCGCCAGGGGCUUUUCCUACACAAGCAGCGUCCACAGUUUGGGAAAUACUGGGUUAUAGAAUCAUGGGAACUCCCCUCUUACCUUCUAUUUCUGCCCCCAAGCUGUUUUUCCAUACAUAAGGUUUUAAUAAGUGUCCAUCCUACCUCUGUCAGCACUGCCAUGAGGCUCUUGUCUUGUUCACUUAGCAGCCUCUGCUCAGUCACUCUAGUGCUGCUCCCAGAAGUGUUGAUUCAGCACAAGGGGCACAAGUGGGACUGCAGCAGAGGUAGGACAGAGAGAGGCCUUAAAAGACUUAUUUACUUAUUACCAAUGGGUUGGAUUUGACAUUAAACUAGCAACUAGCUUGGAUUAAAAUAACCCCCCAAGUCCCUGCAGUUCUAGUUGAGGGGGUGGGGGCAGGGAAAGAGCAGGAGAGGUAUCUAUUUAAUACACAAUAAACACUGAAUUACAUACCAAAUGAGCUAUACAUGACUUUACUCACCUAAAAUGUAAGCCACCACAUUGCAAGCCCAGUUUUCUUUUGUGAUACCAGACUAGACUUAAUAGUCUUAUAUUAGGACUCUGGCAAUGGCCUAUAUCCAAUUAUUUACAGAAAAAUAACCCAUUACGCGCCUGACUGAUUGUGCAAUGCUUUAUCCCAAGAGAAAAAUUUCUCCCUGACUCGCAAGGCAAUCAGAUUGUGCUCUGUAGCAGGACAUUUGGCUGCACUUCUCAUGCUGAGCUAUGGUACAAAUAUUCUUAAGGAUCAUAAAAUUAAUGAUAGUCAAUAUUGCCCUUCAAAAAUAUAGAUACAGCUAAAGCAUUGUUCAGUUAACUGUCUGCAGCAGGGGAAUGCAGAGUUUGAUAUUACCCUGAAAAAAGGAAUAUUUCUUUUUUAUUGGCUGUAAAUUGAUACUUCACCAGUCAGAGAGAAAACCAAGGUUCAUGGUGGAGUCUCUAUCACUGACAAUUUUUAAAUCAAGAUUGGGUGUUUUUCUAAAAGCUGUGUUCUGGGAAUUAUUUUGGGGAGUUCUAUGGUUGGCUGUGUUAUACGGGAGGUCCCAAUGAUCUCUUCUCACCUUGGAUUCUAUGAAUCCAUUGAAGAUACUCAUGAAUUGUUACUGCUACAUCUCUGAAAUAAGAAUGACAAUCACACAGCUACAAAAACAGUUUAGUUGUGUUUGUCAUAUAUUGCUUUCAUAUAUAAUAAAGAAAAUCUCCCAUUUA
Molecule: messenger RNA, 3784 nt
Organism: Mauremys reevesii (Reeves's turtle)
Lineage: Eukaryota; Metazoa; Chordata; Testudines; Geoemydidae
Product: glioma pathogenesis-related protein 1-like
Exons: 6
Coding region: 1263-2111 (282 amino acids)
Cellular component (GO): extracellular region
Source: RefSeq, a predicted model, not a curated record